AUGAGAAAUAAGGAAACCGCCUUCGGCACUGUUUCAUCGACGAAGGGCAAUUUUCUGCAAGAUUUUAACCAUAUUGAUCAGUUUUACAUCGGCGAGUCAUCCUCCAAUCACGCACUCAACAAGCAAACCGCAUCUUUCGACCCUUUCGAUCUUUACCCUUACAAAGUUUUUACAGAUCUUGAUGUGUACGAGGACAAGCCUUUUGCCGAAAAUGGCGGGCACGGCCUUGUCAUGGACAAUUUUCAAGUUGAAGGGAGCUUGAUGGCUGUGACGACAGCCAAUAUGAUGAAUGAAUCUGGUCGAAGCCAUAUGUUGGGAGACUAUCAUCAAGAUAUCAAGCCUGUGAGCUUCGUGGUCCCGGACGAGGUCUCUUGCAUUAGCGCUGGAAAUGGGUAUUACAAGAAAAGUCUCGUGAAUAAGAGUAAGGCGUCCUCAUCGCGAAGAACUCGUAAAAGACCCCAUGUAAUCAAGGGACAGUGGACAACCGAAGAGGACAGACUUCUGAUUCAACUGGUGGAACAAUUUGGAUUAAGAAAGUGGUCUCACAUUGCUCAGAUGUUGCCUGGUCGGAUCGGAAAGCAGUGCAGAGAGAGAUGGCAUAACCAUCUAAGACCCGAUAUUAAGAAGGACACAUGGAGUGAGGAAGAAGACAAGAUAUUGAUUAGAGCACACUCGGAAAUCGGCAACAAGUGGGCCGAAAUUGCCAAGAGACUCCCCGGAAGGACCGAAAACUCCAUCAAGAACCACUGGAAUGCCACUAAGAGGAGACAAUACUCCAAGAGGAAGUGCCGGUCCAAGUACCCAAGAGCCUCCCUCUUGCAAGACUACAUCAAGAGCUUGAACUUGAGUGCAUCCGCAAAAAACCCUAGAAAGUCUUCUGCCGGCAGCGGUGACUGUGCCAUUGUGGCAAACGACGACGACGAUGCGAGCUCGAGCAACCCAACAUCCGAUGAGCCAAGGCUGGAGAUAAUGGACUUUUGUUCGGGCGACCGGUUGGUGCCAAACUUUGAGUUCGACGAAGUCCCGGAGUUGUCAUUCGACGACAAGUUGUUUCAAGAGGGAUGUACCAUUGAUUCUCUCCUUGAGGACUUGCCUUGUCCACCUGAUGCUACUCAUGUUAGUGAUGAAGGGUAUGGCAUGGAAAUGCUGGAUAUGGAUCCCUUGAUGGAACCUGAUGAAGAACCAAAGAAGGACUUAGACCUUGUGGAAAUGAUGUCUCAGGUUAAUACUCUUUAA
Messenger RNA from Eucalyptus grandis, 1236 nucleotides. RefSeq names its product transcription factor MYB98. The coding region runs from base 1 to 1236 and encodes 411 amino acids. Gene Ontology annotation, cellular component: nucleus. Gene Ontology annotation, biological process: regulation of DNA-templated transcription. The record is from RefSeq and is a predicted model, not a curated record. The transcript has 3 exons. NCBI's taxonomy places the organism in Eukaryota, Viridiplantae, Streptophyta, Magnoliopsida, Myrtales, Myrtaceae. Gene Ontology annotation, molecular function: RNA polymerase II cis-regulatory region sequence-specific DNA binding; DNA-binding transcription factor activity, RNA polymerase II-specific.